Molecule: messenger RNA, 5268 nt
Organism: Perognathus longimembris pacificus (Pacific pocket mouse)
Lineage: Eukaryota; Metazoa; Chordata; Mammalia; Rodentia; Heteromyidae
Gene: Cped1
Product: cadherin like and PC-esterase domain containing 1
Exons: 23
Coding region: 455-3547 (1030 amino acids)
Source: RefSeq, a predicted model, not a curated record
CGGGCCAGGGGUGACUGCGAGAUGCCCCACGUCCUGUCCUCCAGCUCCGGGCCAAGGGUGCCGCAGGCGCACACGGGCGGGUCCGUGUGACUGCGUGGGAGUGAGUGUCCCUGGGUGUGAGAUGAAUUAUUGGAGUCAUUCAUCUGGGUGUUUUCUCGGAGAGGUUUUGCUUCACAGUCCUUUAGAGGAUCAUGGAAACUUUCCCCCUCUUCUUUUCUGGCUAGAAGGAUGAAAACUGAUCCUCCAUGGAAAGGCUCUCAUUAACCACCUCUGACUUUGGGGACCUAUGACCCCCAGGCAUGACCCUUUCGGGAAGUUCUUAAGCAGAGAUGGAGCAGACGUGAUCGGAGUUGUGGAUAAAGAAGACAGACUCGUGGUACUUCAUGCUGACGACAAAUCGCUGCUAUGACUUUUCCGACAACGUGGAAAGUGGCCAAGUGAAGCUGAAUUGGUCAUGGUUUGUCGCCCAGGGUUCCUUUGUCGUCGGCGAUUUUGCCCCCGGCCCUUCUUGGUGGGCUUGGUGGUGGCACUCUGUCUCUUCUACCAGACCCUGACACUUAGAGGGGCGAGGAAGAUCACAGCCCCUGUCCCUGGGGCUGCCCCCCACACCCCCACCGACAGUCAGCCAGGCAGAUGCAAGCAAGGAUACCCAAAGGACGAACCCUGCUUCCUUCUCUCCGGCAAUGCACAGGAAAUCAAGAAGAUUGAAAAAUCAAUUGAGGCACACUUUGGCCAUCAUGGCAGAAAAGCCAUACUCUAUAAACCUCCUUCUUACAGAAAAAUGGCGCUGAAGCAGUACCAGGAAGUUCUUGCUCAUCAUGGCUACACAGUUGUCAUCACUGAAGAAAAGCUCAGCGCUGACCCAGGACUGCGACUGCUAGAACAAGGUGAUUUGGGCUCCUGGGACGUGCUCAUUUGCCUGCCUUCUAGGACAACUGAUGCAAAAGCCUGCAUAUCCAAGCAGGACCUGUGUCAGUUGGCUCCACAUCAGAAGAUAAACAUUUUGCCAGAAAUACAACAUCAGCUUUGCAGAAAGGAAGGUCUAUGUCAACUAAUCAGAAGAUUUCCAGAACUGAGACUUCUUUUGAAUCCCUCUGUGUGUGCAAAUCCUCGAGUGCAAUUACAGCCAAAUACUUCCCGUCACGUAUUGAAAUCACUGAAGCCACACAUUUGGACACCAUGGGACUGGCAGCGUGAGCAGCUCAACCAAACAAGAAAGCUUGCUCCAAAGGAAAUAAUCUUUAGAGCUGAGGAACUAUCUGUGAUUCUCAAAGCCUAUGUAUUAGUAACGUCCUUAACCCCUUUGCGUGCUUUUAUUCAUUCAACUGGCACCGUGUGGAGUCCACCAAAGAAAAAGCGCUUCACUGUCAAGCUGCAAACAUUUUUUGAGACAUUCCUAAGGGCCAGUUCACCUCUGCAGGCCUUUGAUAAUAUGAAGGAAAUAAUUAGCAAACUGCUGGUGGCAGCUGAGGUAGUCAGUGAACCGUCUACCUUGGGACCAAAGACCUUCCAAAGAUGUAGAUUAUGUUUUCAGCUCUUAACUUUUGAUAUUGGUUACAGCAGUUUAAAGUACCCUACUGUGCUUCAGGUGCAUGAAUAUUUACAUUUUCAAGAUGGUGAUAAUAUGGAUUUUGAGGACCAAUAUAUAGAAGAAUUACUUUUAAAAGAUACUUUCAAUUUUCUCUUCUCCAAAGAUUCUUCACCUCCCGCAUUCUCUGAGAUAUUUCAAAGACUGUAUAGAUCAGGUGUAUUUAAGGGUGAAAACUAUCAAAAGGAAUUAAAACAAUGUUUAUCGUUUGAGGAAAUUAAUUCAAUUAUGACUUUUGUGAAGGAACUUGGAAGUCUGGGACAAUUCCAACUGCUCUUCCCACCUGCCACUCUAGGGACUCAAUCUGUGAUUCGUGACUUUUAUGAUAUAGCAAGUUCCAUGGGAAAACCUGGUUCCAUCCUGGCCCGAUACUCGUUGCUUUUAAAUGUAUUUGAACAAUUUUGGCUCAUGAAUAAAAAGGCACAGCUCUAUCCACUAGAAUGGAAUUCUUUCACAGAAGAUGAGGAUAUUGAAAAACUACAAGUGCUAUUUGAUGCAACUGAAAACAAAAGAGAUGCAGUUCCUCAAAUUACUAAUGAAAAUAAAGAUACACAUUGCAACAACAAUAAACACACGUUGUGUUAUAUCAAGCAGAUCUACACACAACCGCACUUGGAACUAAACCCUGAAUUUAAUCCGAAGAUCAAAGAUUAUUACUCUGAGGUGCCCUUUGAUGUGGUGACAGUGACCAUCCACGCGGAGGCUGCUGAGUGCCAGUGCAGGGCGCACCUGCAAGAGCGGACAGGCCCAAGCUCCGCCAACUAUCCUUUGGGAUUAGGAAUAAACCGAAUCUCAGUGCUUGUGGUGGAUGAAUCUCCAGCAGAGGGCGAGAUGCUGAUCACAUAUAAACUCACCAUCUAUAGAGAAGACCGCCCAAGUCUGCCCUUUUUUGAGGACUUCACAGCCUGCGGUUUUGUGCAGGAUUGUGGUUUGUUGAUACACCCAGAGGAAGGCUGUGGGUUGCAGCCCAUUUCUUCACAGUACAUUGAAGCCAUUUCACACCCUGAACUACAGAACUGUCCAUCUGGGGACACAAAAGGUCAGUGGAUUGUGCCUUGCCUAAGCUGUUCGGACAACCGAACCUGUGACUGGAGAGAAAUAACUUGGCAGCCCCACAACUGCCAACAUGCUAUCCUAACUAAGUCUCAACUCCAGCAGUGCCUGGGAGGAAGGAAGAUUCUUUUUAUUGGUGAUUCAACUAAUAGAGGAAUCAUGUACUAUCUGAUUGAAAGACUCAAUGAAACACUACAGGAAUGGCAGAAGGUGCAUGGCACUAAACUGUACCCCAAUGUCAAUGGCGGGAAGACUUGGGUCAGUUACUCCUACUAUCCCCAGUUUUGGAUAAGCCCCUCAAUGAGACCAACAUUUGAGAAAGCACUUGAGCGUCUCUUGCAAAGAUCACGUCCCUUAGAGAAUACUGGCCAGACGGUAUUGGUUGUUGGUGGUGUUCAGUGGCUUAAUUCCCAUCACCUGGAAAUUAUUCACAGGGUUUUAAAGAGGGAAAAUUUACUCCAUAUCCUAGUGAUCAUCAAAACUUUGGGCAUUGGCUUUCACCUGCCAGUGGACGGAGUGCAUGUAUUAACCAAGAGUGAAGUACAAAACCUAUGGAAAGAAAACUUGGUUAUUCUGGAAGCUUCAAGAAACUAUGGCUAUGAAGUGGUUGACACCUUCACUCUCACAAUGGGACGAUACAAAGAGUUUCUGCAGGGCAACUGUGGGUGCCAUUUCCAUGAGGUGGUGAAAUCAAAAUUAUCCAAAGAAUAUCACUUUAUUAGAAUGAAAACAUCAAAGAAUCAUAUUGUGGGAAAAUAUUUCAGCAAUCAAAGCAAACUACGACAACAAGACUCAGUGACAAAUUCUCAGUCAUCUUAUCAUGUCAGAGGUCCAAUAAAUCAGGUUUGCUCUGAAAUACUUCUCAGCAGGAUGUGUGCAAGUAAAAGGACCAUGGAGACUCCAUGAAGGAGAACCGAAGUUGGAGUUGGUGUGGCUCCUAACAAAGAUCUGGGAACAAGACAAUAUGUCUCAGGUGUAUUUUGGAUUGACCACAUGCUCAUGCACACAGAUACAAGCACAUACCCCAAUAUGCACAUAUCUAAAAAGGAGCAAUAGCACUUUUCAUAUAGCUUUAAAAUUUAAGAUACAAAUCUGAACACGUUUGUUUCAGAGUGAAAGGCAUAGCUAGAAAGGGAUUACUUGAAAUAUCAUAAUCUAGGACCACUAUGUCCAUUAUAUUACACUGUCAUAUACCAGCACUUGAGUUCCAUGACAAAGGGCUGUGCUGUUCAGUAAUGCCAUAUCAUCUUCUCUAUGGAUACAUUAAUAUUUAAAGCGUGAAGGAGAACUUACAUUCCACUAGCAAGUAGGGAUUACAUUUCUGUUCUUUAUGGGGGGAAAUGUGGCAUUUAUGAUGGCUUAAUCUUUUUGUGGACAUGAUGCUUAUGAAAAACAUUUCUUUUGCUUUCAAAAUUGUAUGACUGAACGGAAAAGAACAGGAGUGUUACUCGACAAGGGAAUCUUGAGAUAGAUAAGAAGUGGGAUGUUUUCUAGUUAAAACACCAGUAUAUUUAACUCUGCGCUCCUUAUGUUUCUCAUAAACAUUUCCUCCUGUCCUGUCUGUGAACUUAGGUGGAGAACUGCAAUCUAAAUUGAAAAAAUACAUUAUUUACAGUGAGGAGCAAAACAUAAUUCCUCAUAUGUACUUUACUAUAUUUCCUUGAUGGCCUUAUGUAGGAAAAUCUUUCUUCUCCAUCCUACACCCAUGUAAUUUAAAAUUAUACAUAUAUCUUAAUGUAAAUAUUUUGCAAAGGAUUACAGAUUCACAAAUGCAUAAGCAUAAAGCAGUUAAUGUAACCACCAGUGAAUAAAAUAUUACUAGUAGCUGUAUUUUUUAUUUUCUUGAGUAAUUGUAUCUAGUGCAAAUUGAGAGCAGGUAUAAAAUUUUUUAUUAAAAGUAUGGCAUACCUAUAAAGUAUACCUGAUUGUAGUAUUGAAUUCUAUCAUUUUAGCAUUCGAUUGGUAAAUUUCCUUAUUGUACAAAUGUUUAGUAAUGAGAUAACAUCUCUCUGAUGUGUUGGCUUUUAAAGGAUUACUUUUCUCUAUGGGAAAAGUGGCUGAGAGGCAUAAUUCUAUGUAUGGCUGAAAUUACUAAAUGUACAAAUACCUCAAUUUUGUUGCCAUACAAAAAUAAAACUAUUUUAAUUGAUCAGUACUUUAGAAUGAAUAGCCACCUUCUUUAAAUACUUUAUUUUUAUAUGUAUUUUUGUAUGAACAGAAAUAUGAAUUUAUAAUUGUCUUAAAUUAUAUUUAAAUGCAAAUACCACUUGGUAUAAAUAAUAAACACAUUUUACAGAUGGCAAGAUUUUUUUUAAGAAUGGUACAAACAGAAUCAACUUCCAAAUGAAAGGUUUUUCUGCACCCAUGUGAAAGCAUCAUUUUUAGGUUUACAGAGCUGUAUUUAAAUGACAUAAAAUAUUACCCAUUUCUGCAGCUUCACCAUCAUGUUUCCAUUUAUUGUAAAUUGUAAUUACUUCCUAACUUUCAGUGCUCACUUCUUGUAGAUGAGUGUUAUCCUGACUGCUGCAAUCAUCUGACUGAGGUUGGUCUGGCCUUUACUUCACCAUUGACAUCAUAGUAGAUUUUAGAAACAGUUGUAAUGAUAUUUUUAAUAAAGGUCUCACUAA